UCGAAACACAUUCCAAGGAGGCCGGGCGACACAGCGUCAAGAGGGUGGACAAAGAACGAGAGCGGUCGGUGGCAGCUCGGUCAAUCCUGCGUGCGGCUCGUCGCGUUCCUGUCGGCGGCAUGGAUACGGUGGAUAACAGGACAGGCGUCGAUGAGCAUAAGACAACGUCGGCUUUGCUUGGAAUGUCUUGUUGUCGACGGCGGACGAGACGGGGGACAGCAGCAUGCGGGGUCCCCACAUGCCAAGCGUCUCCCCAGCUUUUCCGCCUUCCGUAAAGCCAGUGUUUUGUGCCUACCCGCGGCGUUCUUUCUUCUUUUGCGGGCGGCGUAG
Molecule: messenger RNA, 330 nt
Organism: Bipolaris victoriae FI3
Lineage: Eukaryota; Fungi; Ascomycota; Dothideomycetes; Pleosporales; Pleosporaceae
Exons: 1
Source: RefSeq, a predicted model, not a curated record